Messenger RNA from Stylonychia lemnae, 516 nucleotides. The record is from the annotation of a GenBank genome assembly. NCBI's taxonomy places the organism in Eukaryota, Ciliophora, Spirotrichea, Sporadotrichida, Oxytrichidae.
AUGCUUAAAAAUUGGUUUCUUGUUGGUUGGAGCGCGGUUUAAGUGAUACUUGGACUUUACUCAAUUGGCCUGCUAUUUGGUAGCAUUCCAUUCAAAGUGGUCUUGCUAUAUGUGAAUCUUGGAGUUAAAAUUCUUGUAGCCCUAUUCCUGUCUAUUGCAGUAAUUUGGCUUGCUUAAUCUCUUGUAAUUUUCUUGGCUAGUCAAGAUGAGACUACUUAAAAGAAUGCUCUCUGGGGACUUUUAUAUCAACUUGGACUAACUGUGCCUAGUUUGUUAUUUAUGGCUCCUUUCUGGUUUUAUUUAGAGGAGCUAGCAUUGUAUAUAAAGAAAUACUAUCCAGCUCUCGCCAAUUUCACAGCUUAAGUGUUGGCUCAAAAAAUGAUAAAUGGAGAUAUAGAUUAGAAUGGAAAAAUUAUUAAAAAUCAAAUUACUCUACAAUAAACCUAUUAAACUAAAAAAAUGCUAGCUACAGAUACAAAUAAUAACCAAUCUUAAUUGAAGAUAAUAUUCAUAUGA